AUGUACACCUUGCAGGCCGGGAAUCCGGAGCAUGUCGCGUCCAUGGAAGACCUGGACGUGGAAGCUCAGUCCAUCACGCUUCCCCCAAAGCAUUGCAGCCAUCCGGGCAUUCUCACCGCGUUUCUCAAACUUCCCUCCCACAAGCAUCUUUCUUUGGGAACAUCCUCCACAAAUUUGGAACUCAAUGACCCUCGGAGCGAUGCAUCGUACAGUACCCCAAGUGUGGAGUCGGAUAGUCGUGCGAACUCGCGCUCGGCGUCUUUGGUCUCUAGUAGCACCGGCAACCAACGAUACGAUGUCGCGGCCUCCCAACAGGCCGUCAUGGCUCCGGAAAUGAUCUACAGCCGCGACAUUGGUGGCUAUGACUUUGAGUUCUCUUCAACGGAAGACGAAGCCGCUUCAGCCUUCACGCCUCAGCUGAGAAAGCAUCGUGACCUGAUUGCACCGAAGCCUUGGUUGGAUCAAUCUCUUCCAAAGACAUCUGCUCAAGAUGAGCUGUCCGAUGAUGAGGUUGAUCAAGUCUCGGCGGCCCAAGUACUCCAGGCCCCCACAGCGGAGUACAAAGCAUCUCCGACACACCACGCUGGACAAGACGGCCUCGGGCCAGCUCUUGAUGAAUGGAUGGACUGUGUCACUACCGCCACGCCAAAGGCCAGACCCGAGGACACACCCAAGACUCGGAGGAGAGGUAGACGCACCAUCGUGGUGCAAAAGCAUCUCAUGCAAGCCGCCAUUAUUGGCUUGAACGGCCUUUGCAUCUUCAGUACAUGGUGGUGGAGUAGGUAUUACUAUAUCCUGCUGCCCUUCAUUACUGCUACUGUCGCCUUGAACAUCUUCAUGAUUGUAUCAAUCGUCUUCAACGUUAUCCGUCGGCGCAUAUUCCCUGAGAAGCAGACCAUCCCAGAGAAGCCGGAGUCUCUUGUUCUGGUUAUUCCCUGUUACAACGAGACGAAAGAAGAGAUGCUCAAGUCGUUGAACUCCCUCGUUUCUCAGACGAAUAUCGAUCAACAUCCGCGCGCCGUCAUGAUCAUCUGCGAUGGCAAAGUCCGCGGCCCCGACAUGGACAAGACCACUGCCGAUUACCUCUUCGAAGACAUUCUGGUUCAGAAGGACUAUCGUAUUCGCAUUCCUGCCGCCUACCUCGCAUGGGAUCAGCAAUUUAUGGACAUCGAGGUACAGAAAGGAACAUACAAUGGCAUGCCUUACUUCUGCAUCGUCAAGCAGCAAAACCAGGGCAAGCGCGACAGUCUCAUCGUGAUUCGUUCAUUCUUGUAUAACUUCAAUAUCCGUUCCGAGCGACCGGAGACUGUCUUCACGUCUACCUUCUUCGCCCACAUGGCUUCUUUCAUCAACGAGGCCGGCAUCAAUUACGUUGACCAUCUUAUUGGAAUGGACGCCGACACUGUCUUCGACGACGAUUGUAUCAACGAGCUUCUUUUGCAAUCUCGCUUUGACCACGUCGUCGGUGUCUGCGGCUACGUCGCUGUCGACUGGAAGGGCGGCAACUUCAACCCAUGGCGUCUCUACCAGUCUGCCGAGUACACCAUUGCCCAGGGUCUGCGUCGUCUCCACCAGUCCGUCGCAACACACAAGGUGUCUUGUCUUCCAGGCUGCUGCCAACUGCUCAAGAUCUGUGAAGAGACUUGUGGCCCGGAGGUCCUGAUCGAGAAAUUCGGUUACUGUCCAACCCUUACUGACGGCAUGCUCACUCAAAUCCGUGCUACCGCCAGUGAAGAUCGCAACCACGUCUGCCACAUGCUCUCCGCGAGACCCAAGGUGCAGACUCGUCAGGCCUUGAAAGCAAAGGCAUAUACUGAUGUUCCUCGGUCCUGGUCGGUGUUCCUCUCCCAGCGCCGACGAUGGACUCUUGGCGCCACGUCCAACGAUCUGCUUCUUGUGAGCGCGCCUGGUGUACAAUGGUUCGAGCGCAUCCUCGCCGCGGUCAACGUUAUCACUUGGUUCUUGAACCUAUUCAUCUUCGCCAGUGUGGCAAGUUUCAUCAUGGCGGCUAUCAGUGUCCCUCCUGCCAUCCUGAUGGCCUUUGUCUCCGUCAUGCUUGUUCCCGUCACUUACUACCUGUGCAUCCCCUUGUGGCUGUGCACUAAAUGGCUCGACCGGGUUCAGUUCUGGCUCGGAUGUCUGAUGUACAUGUUCUGUGGCCCAUUCCUAAACAUCUCUGUUCUGCUGUAUGCCUGCUGGUACAUGGAUUCUUUCGGAUGGGGAAAGACCAGAAAGGUGGUUACUGAGAGUGAAGAGGAGACCCAGAACCAAACCCAAACCCAAAAUCAGACUCAGACAUACGCUAUUGAAGAAGCGCAGUCAGUGCCUUUCCAGUUCUCUCAACCCCAAAGGGUCGAGGUUGCCGCUUCGUGA
Molecule: messenger RNA, 2373 nt
Organism: Penicillium atrosanguineum
Lineage: Eukaryota; Fungi; Ascomycota; Eurotiomycetes; Eurotiales; Aspergillaceae
Exons: 4
Coding region: 1-2373 (790 amino acids)
Cellular component (GO): cell septum; cell periphery
Molecular function (GO): chitin synthase activity
Source: RefSeq, a predicted model, not a curated record